This is a messenger RNA of Plasmopara halstedii, 3225 nucleotides long. RefSeq names its product kinesin-like protein. Gene Ontology annotation, molecular function: microtubule binding; ATP binding; microtubule motor activity. Bases 1 to 3225 code for a protein of 1074 amino acids. The transcript has 4 exons. NCBI's taxonomy places the organism in Eukaryota, Oomycota, Peronosporomycetes, Peronosporales, Peronosporaceae. The record is from RefSeq and is a predicted model, not a curated record. Gene Ontology annotation, biological process: microtubule-based movement.
AUGAAUGCAUCCGAGACAUCUAAUGGUAGUGGGAGGGACAAAGAGACCGUCAAAGUGGUUGUGCGUUGUCGACCCCUUUUUGGUAAGGAAUUAGUUGAAGGCCGAAAGUCAAUCGUUACAAUUGAUCAAGCAGCAGCAUUGAUUUCUUUGAAAUGUCCUGAUAAUGAUCAACAAAAGUCUUUUACUUUUGACUCGGUAUAUGAUGAAAACACUUCGCAGCGACAAUUUUAUGAUGAGUCGGCUUAUCCGUUGGUAGAAUCGAUCUUUGAGGGUUAUAAUGGCACAAUCUUUGCGUAUGGACAAACAGGAUGUGGUAAAACUCAUACAAUGCAAGGAAAAGAAUCACCUUCGGACCUACGCGGUGUCAUUCCUUUAUCAUUUGAUCACAUUUUUGAUACGAUUAAUGCUGAUACAAUGCGGGAGUAUAUGGUACGAGCAUCGUAUUUGGAAAUUUACAAUGAAGAUAUUCGUGAUCUUCUUAGUGACGAUACGAAAAGAAGACUUGAUUUAAAGGAGGCAGUGGAUGGUACGAUUUACGUCAAGGAUCUUACUGAAGUGGUAGUUCGAGAUGUGCAGUCUUUAAACAAAGUCAUGAACCGUGGACUUAAGAAUCGAACAAUUGGAGCGACUCUUAUGAAUGAAGGUUCGUCUCGCUCGCACUCUAUCUUUACAAUUGUAGUCGAAACAAAUGAAACGAGUGGUGGUCAAGAUCAUUUUAAAGCUGGAAAGCUAAACUUGGUAGAUCUUGCUGGAAGUGAGCGUCAAAGCAAAACUGGAGCUACAGGCAAUCGACUAAAGGAAGGAUGUAAGAUUAAUUUAAGUCUAUCAGCACUGGGCAAUGUCAUCUCCGCACUUGUAGAUGGCAAAGGAAAGCAUAUUCCAUAUCGUGAUUCGAAACUCACACGACUGUUGCAAGAUUCGUUAGGUGGAAAUACAAAGACGCUUAUGGUUGCUGCUGUUAGUCCAGCAGAUUAUAAUUACGAUGAAACUCUUUCUACACUUCGUUAUGCGAAUCGUGCGAAAAAUAUCAAGAACAAACCUAUCGUGAACGAAGAUCCGAAAGAUGCUAAGUUGCGUGAAUACAAGGAAGAAAUUGAGCGUUUAAGAAAAAUGCUCGAGAGUCAGUCACAGUCGCGAGACAACACUAUAAACCAUUCUAAUGUCGUCGAAACAUUUGCUUCUGACGAAUGUACAGAAUUGACAACGGACGGUCAAGAAAUUGCAAAGUAUCAACAGGAAGCUGCUGAGAUGUUUGCACAAGCGAAAUGUAUGAGAGAAGAGGCGAAUAUGUUACAGGCACAGAAUGAAGAACCACAACAAAGUUUUAAUGAAAUUAGUGAGGAGACGAUGAUUAAACCGAAAAGUACCGGAGUAUUGUCAAAGUUGUCGCCCCUUUUGAGUCUUUUUGGCAAGCAAGAGCAAGCAAGUAGUACAGAUUUAUCGGGAAAUACUAACAUUCAAGGAUCAAAUGCUGAUGAUUCUACAAUUCAAAAUAUCAUGCAAGAGGCGACACGAAUGGAUGCCGAGGCAAAAGAAAUGAUGGUAAGAGCUCAAAUCAUGAUGGACGAAGCUACGGAACGACAGUUGACAACGCAGAGUGAAGCUGUAAUGAAAAAUAAAAUUUCCGAUGCUUUUAUCAAGGAGCAAGAAGAACUGCGUCAAAUGAAUCAAAGUAUUGCAGAUCAACGGGAUCGGAUUGGCCAUGAGCUUGAACAAACCCAAGUGGCUAUGCAGAUAUCUUUGCGUGAGAAAGAAGCGCUACAUUCGAAGCUAAAGAAGAUUGAAAGCCAUAUUUUGGGUGGACCAUCGGGUCGAUCAUUGACACGUGAAUCUGGGAAUACUCAAGAUGCUGACUCUGAAAUGGCAUUGCUUAAACAGCAAGUGGAAUAUCGACGGGCUCAGAUCAAAUUACGUGAAAAAGCAAAGCUUCAAGCAAAGAACGAAGCUAUGCAACGAGCCCUUGCACUUGAAAAACAACAAGUUGAACAAGAACUCAAGUCAGCACAAGAAGCUGCACAAAUAAAAUUAGCUGCAGCACGGAAAAAGGAGCUGAAAUAUAAGUCAAAGUUGAAAUGUACACGACAAGAAAUUGCUGAUCUUUUUCGUGAGUUUGAACAAGAGCGGAAAACCAUGCUUGACACAAUUCGAGAACAGACGAAAGAAGCUAAGUUAUUGAAACAGCUUGUUGAUCUCUUCUUACCGCAGCUUGAACUGGUGAAAGUAUGGGAACGAUCUGUCUGGAGCGAAGAAAGAGAUGAGUGGAAUUUGCCAAAAAUUAAGCCACGAAGUGAUUUUCAUGUGAUUAAACUUCCGACCUUGGCGAACAAUGGUGAGGGUGAAACUGGAGGGGCUGAGGUUGUAUCAGAUGACGAAGUUAAAGAUCGAGAAGGUUCGGCUGGCGGUACUGGGUACUGUAGCGAGCGCUCGUCGGUAUCUACCGCAAGUUCAAAGAGAAGAAAGAGUGGCGCUUUUCGACAGCCAUCACGUGCUCAUGUGAGCAGUCCUUACAAUGAGGAUCGUUUGAAAGUACACUCAGGCUCAAUUUUCUCACGAAGUGAAGCUCAGCACAUCAGUCAGUCUGACACUAAAACGACGAUUGUGACUGUACGAGGUAUGAGUCCGCAUAACAGCUCAAAUAGCUCUAAGGAACGUCGAAAACACAAAGACAAGAGUCCUGAGGCGUUGGAAUUGUCAAAAACUGUACCUUAUAGUGAAUCACAAGAAGGUCAGGAUUCUCAAAUUGUCAGCACAUAUAAAGCUCAAUUGGAUCGUUUUACUUAUAGAGACGAUCGAUUGGCGAUCACAGAACAUCAGUCACGUGAUCGUUUGCAAUCUCGUCAUGGAUCAAGACCGAAUUCGCGACAGGAGGUAAACACACGAUGUGCAACUUCGAAUGGCGAGUUCAGAGCCGCAGUUGGUCAAUUACAGACAUCCCCUCCAUCGCUUAUCGCGGAUUCUAUGAGAAACAAGAUUGAGUCGUCUGGUCAAGAAGAGAGUCGACAUCGUUAUCACAUUCAAAGAGGACGACAGGAGAAGCGACAACAAGACGAAGCUGGGGACGACGAAUGGGUCGAGGUCAGUAAUACAAGACUAUCUCCUCUUACAAAGAAGAAAAAAAAUAGGCAUCUGAAGAAAAAAAAGGAGGGGCGGAAUAAGGCAGAGUUUCAUACUGAAGAUGGCACAGCAGAUUCGGUCGAUGACCAUGUCUCUUUGCGAUGUCGCUAG